This is a messenger RNA of Aspergillus calidoustus, 1698 nucleotides long. Lineage: Eukaryota; Fungi; Ascomycota; Eurotiomycetes; Eurotiales; Aspergillaceae. The record is from the annotation of a GenBank genome assembly.
AUGGGCCGACGCAUUCUGAGAACUGUCCUAUCCGUAACUAGCGAAUCGCCCGGUUUCCAAGUAAGCAAUGCCCACUACUACGCCCUCGCGAAGAUAAUCGUCGAGGCAAUCGACGAGAUGGUUUCGUUCUUCAUGGCAUUGGGGACCGCCUCUGUCGUUGACGAAGGUGGGCAGAGCGCAAAUACGAGCGAAACCGCCGGUCCUGCUCAAAUUGAUACUCAGGAAUCGAAAGAAACCCUGCGAGCAAUCUAUCUCGAUGCGAUAGUCUCGAUCCUAGGCGCCCACGGCGCAGAUCGAAUCAUCGAGCUGCUUGCCGACUGGGGCACAUUCCAGCACCGAGCGCGGGAGAUGCCCGGGCCGCACGUAUGGGUACGUCUGGCACUCAUGGUCACUGCGUACCUGGGCCGAGUACCCGAGCUCAAGGCUUUACUGCAGUUACACGGAGUAGACCCGGCCUCUACGCCCGAGGAUGACUGGAUCUUCCCGCCGCUCAUGAGUGCAGGGCUGGGUGGGUACUUCAAUACAGUCAAGUUGCUUGUGAGGGAGGGAGUUAGUCUGGAGGCUCGGAAUGGAAUUAGGGGAGGAAACAAUACCCCGGAUUUUGGUCCUUUGGACCCGCGGGAUAGCUGUGGCGGAGAGAAUGUCCUGCAUUUCGCUGCUCUGGGUGGGCACGUCAAGCUCGUUCGGUUCGUCCUCAGGGAGUGGGAGGACGCGGUGGAGGCUGUGGAUAAUCACGGGCAUACGCCGCUCAUAUGGGCGCUGGCUAGUGGGCAGACGGCGGCAGCGAGGGAGUUGCUGGAAUGGCGAGAUGGGGAUCCAAAGGAGAGAAAUAAACAGGCGAUGAAGGGAGAGAAAAAGGUGAAGAAGAAAAACAAGAAGACAAGGAACGGCGAGAUCCUCAGCACACCCAGUGAAGACCCAGGGAAGGAAACCACCACGGAGGCAGCUGCCCUCUUCCGGUUCGCGCUGCGCUCGCAAAGGCUUGACCCUGUGAUCGAGACCUUUCCGAGAAUCCUAGAGCAGGAGGAGACCCUGAUCGCAGUCGCCGAAUGGGGAACCCCCGAGCAGCUUCGACAUCUCCUCUCGUUGCAGAAAACGCCCAUGACCUACCGCAGCGCCGCAGGAGCAACGGUACUCCAUCACGCCAUAUAUUCCGGUAACUGCGAAAAAGUCCGAAUGGUGCUAGAACAGCCAGGGGUGGAUAUUAAUGUGCAUGCAGCUGCUCGCCUCGACGAAGCGACUCCUCUGCACGCUGCUUGCGAUCAAACACCAGAGGUAGUGAAGCUGAUCCUCGCCUGCCACGACGUGCACUUGCUAUCGCUCGAUUCCAGCGGCAGAACGCCGCUGAUGGCGGCUGUUGGGCACGCUCGCCAAGAUAUCUGCGAUCUUCUUCUUGAGCUGUCAGAUGCGACCGAUCUCUGGCGGAGGGACUUCCAGGGCAGAACAAUCCUUUCCAUAGCGGCCACCACUCAAGAUGAGAGGUUAGUACGACGGCUUCUUGAGUUGGCUCCUGCAAAGGAGGUGGUUAGUGAGGCCAUUUCCUACAUAGAUGACUACCUAGCUGGACCCAAGCGGCUUCCUAAGAAGCUCCAACAUUUGGGGCCCAUGCGUGAAGCGCAGGAGCGGGUCAGGAAGGGGACAUAUAGAAUAUUGGUGCAGUAUCGAGAACAGCUGGGCGGAUAUUUGAUGGAUGCUUAG